This is a messenger RNA of Penicillium bovifimosum, 2811 nucleotides long. RefSeq names its product putative kinesin family protein (KlpA). Gene Ontology annotation, molecular function: microtubule binding; ATP binding; microtubule motor activity. The coding region runs from base 1 to 2811 and encodes 936 amino acids. The transcript has 4 exons. NCBI's taxonomy places the organism in Eukaryota, Fungi, Ascomycota, Eurotiomycetes, Eurotiales, Aspergillaceae. Gene Ontology annotation, biological process: microtubule-based movement. The record is from RefSeq and is a predicted model, not a curated record.
AUGGAGGAGGAAAACGUGCCUAGAACCAGGUCAUCUACUCGUAUGCGCUUACCACAGGCUGGCGCUGGCCUACGCGAGAUGAGUUCCGCGACAACCAACUCGCGCUCUGGCCUCAUGCAGCCCGGUACAAUCGCGAACAAGGCCAUGAGCAUGUCGCGUAUGGAAGACCCAGAACCCAUUGCGCAUCAUGAACUGACCUCGUCCGAAGCGACCCGUCCGAAAACCGCAAAUCCGGAGACGAAGAGACCCGGAUCCGUCAGCCGACAGGCUAGCACCACAACCACCACAACACGGACGCAUACCCGCGGGAACUCAUACGCAUCAUCGACCACAACCCGACCGACUGCACCUGCGACGCGCUCAAUCACUGGUGGCUUUUCCUCCACUGUCGGCCCUGGCACCCGGCCACCGUCCGCUAUGUCCCGCCCAGCAUCGGCCAUGUCUCGUCCUCAAUCGUCCUUCAACAGUCGCAGACCCGUCGGCGCAUCGAUUCCUCGCGCAGCGAGCGCAUUGGAUACCCAUAUGGAAGACACGUCUCCCAGUAUACUAGGAAAGCGAAAGGGUAUGCCACAACUUUCUUUAUCUCCUAGUCGUAUUCCCUCUUGUCCAUUUGCUCCCCCAGCACCGGACCAUGAUUGGGAUGAACUCAGUGAAUUUUCAGCACUCUCUGUAUCGGAGAAGUCUGCCGCUAAUGAGAGUUCUUCCAAUCCAUCAUCUAUCACCCUGUUGCCCAGUACCCCGUCUCGCAAUGUGUCGAGUGCCACCACCCCAGGACCACCUGGUUAUGUGCAGCGCUCAUUCUCCUCUACGCUGUUUGCCACCCCUGCUUUACCCAACAGGACUCCAUCAGCUUCUCCAAGGCGUUCUGCCAAGAAAUCCUCUCAUCCUGCGUUUUUGACCAAAGGUUCUUCGAUCCGCAGUUUUAACAAUAAUACAGGACCAGAAUGGGAUCAAGAAACUCGCGAGAAGAACAUAGAGGGGCUGAUGCAAACGCUGAUGGCCCAAAUGAACCAGCAUGGCGAACAAAGCUCCAGUCUGAAGGAAACCGUGGAGUUCUUCAAGGCAAGAGCCACUGAACUCGAGCGCUCUCGCGACGAAUUAAAGGAAAGCAACCUUAUGCAGCGUGUGGAGCUGGACUCUCUGCGAAGCCAGUUGGAGACAGCGGAGCAGGCGCUCAAAGACGCCAAGCGAGAUCAAGAGAUCGCCAUGGACGAUCUCGAGCGGCGCCAGCGGAUCGAAAUGGAUUCUGUCCAACAGAAAGGUGAAAGAGAAAUUGUUUCUAUUACUGCCCGGCACCAAGAGGAGAUUAGCGAUCUCAAACGACAGUUUGCCCGUGAAAUUGAAGACGAGAAAGCAGCCAGAGUCAGAGCUCUUGGCCAACUAACUUCUCAGUCGGCACUGGACAUCCAAAAAUCCCAGAUUGAAUUGGAGCGCAAGGACCGGGAGAUCGGAACAAUGCGCGAUGAGAUACAAAGCCUGAAGGGGGCCCUGGAUCGUGAACGGAGGAGUGUCCAGGAACUUAAACUCAACCUGGACACAACUGCAAGCAACAGCGUUACGCUGGAGUCCUCAAUUCGUGCCCUCAAGGCGAGAAUUGAGUUCCUUGAAAGUGGACGAGAGGAACAGUCCAAGUCCUUCGAGCGGUGCAAUCAGCAAAUGAUGGAUGCAUUCGCCCAGACAGAAGAGAUAAGGGAGAAGCUGCGCAGAGAAGAGACGCUGCGGCGCAAACUUCAUAAUCAGGUGCAGGAGCUCAAAGGCAACAUCCGUGUCUUCUGCCGAGUUCGCCCUUCGCUCAAAAGUGAACCUGCUUCUGACCUCACUCUCAUGCAAUAUCCAGAUGAGGCCGACGAUGCAAAGGAGAUUAAUAUCCUCGGCCCUGAAGAGAAGAGCAGCCUCGGAACCGUCACCCGCAAGAACAACACAUUUUCCUUUGAUCGCGUCUUCAGCCCGUCCACUCAGAAUGCCGAGGUUUUCGAUGAGAUCAGCCAGCUUGUUCAGAGUGCCCUGGACGGAUAUAAUGUUUGCAUUUUCUGUUAUGGCCAGACCGGCAGUGGCAAGACGCACACAAUGUCCUCGGCCGAUGGCAUGAUUCCUCGAGCUGUUCACCAAAUUUACGAGACCGCGCAAGGCCUGGAGGAGAAGGGUUGGCGGUACACCAUGGCCGGCAACUUUGUCGAAGUCUACAACGAAAACCUCAAUGACCUUUUGGGUAAUCCAGACGAAUUGGACAAGAAGAAGCAUGAGAUUCGUCAUGACAUGCAGCGGGGCAAGACCACCAUCACGGACAUCACAACCGUCAAUUUGGACUCCCCCGAGAUGGUUGAGUCUAUUCUCAAGAAUGCAGACGCCAACCGCUCUGUUGCCGCGACCAAGGCCAACGAGCGCUCAUCUCGUUCUCACUCCGUAUUCAUUCUCAAGCUCACAGGCGAGAACCACAUAACCGGCGAACGCAGCGAAGGUACACUGAACCUGGUCGACUUGGCCGGAAGUGAACGUCUGAGCCACAGUGGAGCGACCGGCGAGCGUCUGAAAGAGACUCAAAAUAUUAACCGUAGUCUGAGUUCACUGGGUGAUGUGAUCUCAGCUCUUGGACAAGGCAAAGAUGGCGGUCAUAUCCCAUACCGAAACAGCAAGCUUACCUAUCUGCUACAAUUCUCUUUGGGCGGAAACUCCAAGACACUGAUGUUUGUCAUGGUCAGCCCGCUCCAGGCUCACAUGUCGGAGACCCUGACCAGCUUGAAGUUCGCCACCAAAGUACACAACACCCACAUCGGCACUGCGAAGCGACAAGCACGUGUUCGUGAUUCCUGA